CCGAUAACAGCAACACGUGCGGCUCCACAAAACAUAUGUUCACGCAUUGUGCUUAAUGGUAUUUUGUUGUUUAUAGUCGAGUAACUCUAAAAAUAAGAAUGGGCAAGCAAAAGAAGACCAAGAAAAUUCAAAAACAGAGAAACGCACAACUUAAGCGACUGAUGAAGCCAACUGACUCACGCAUCAAGGAAGAGCUACGCAAAAAACGCAAGAAACCCACUGAUCCGCAUUCAAUUAAUUUGCACAAUGCACCGCAACAGAGCUCGGCACUUUUCUUCCAGUAUAAUACACAAUUGGGACCACCUUACCACAUAAUUCUCGAUACGAACUUCAUUAACUUCAGCAUAAAAUCAAAACUUGAUAUAGUCCAGAGCAUGAUGGACUGUCUUUAUGCCAAGUGCAUACCCUAUAUAUCAGACUGUGUGCGUGCCGAACUCGAGAAGCUGGGUAAUAAAUACAAACUGGCGCUGCGCAUUAUUUCUGACCCUCGGUUCGAACGUUUGCCUUGCCUGCACAAAGGUGAAUAUGCCGACGACUGUAUUGUGGAGCGUGUUCGUCAGCAUAAGUGUUAUAUUGUAGCCACUAAUGAUAAAGAUUUGAAAAAUCGCAUACGCAAAAUACCAGGUGUGCCUAUCAUGUAUGUGGCAGCGCAUAAAUAUGCGAUUGAACGGAUGCCCGAAGCCUAUGGAGUAAAAUCAUGAAUAUACAAUAGAAUAAAACAUUAAAAACAAAGCGA
Scaptodrosophila lebanonensis is the source of this 736-nucleotide messenger RNA. It is a transcript of the gene Bka, whose product is annotated as rRNA-processing protein FCF1 homolog. The coding region runs from base 99 to 701 and encodes 200 amino acids. NCBI's taxonomy places the organism in Eukaryota, Metazoa, Arthropoda, Insecta, Diptera, Drosophilidae. The transcript has 2 exons. Gene Ontology annotation, cellular component: nucleolus; small-subunit processome. The record is from RefSeq and is a predicted model, not a curated record.